This is a messenger RNA of Daucus carota subsp. sativus, 567 nucleotides long. RefSeq names its product transcription factor PCF1. The coding region runs from base 1 to 567 and encodes 188 amino acids. Lineage: Eukaryota; Viridiplantae; Streptophyta; Magnoliopsida; Apiales; Apiaceae. Gene Ontology annotation, cellular component: nucleus. The transcript has a single exon. Gene Ontology annotation, molecular function: sequence-specific DNA binding; DNA-binding transcription factor activity. The record is from RefSeq and is a predicted model, not a curated record.
AUGGUUAAGAAAGACACUCAUCAUAAAGUGUAUGGGCGUGAAAACAGGGUUAGGAUUCCUAAAGUAGCUGCUGCAAGAGUCUUUCAAUUGACUCGAGAACUUGGUCACAGCACUGACGGAGAAACCAUCCAAUGGCUUCUCCGCCAAGCUGAACCUGCAAUCAGACGCCACACUGGAACAGGCACAAUUCCUGCUGUUCCGAUUUCAAGUGGCUCUGCAAGUGUCCCUCAGUCCACCUCCCCACCAUCUGUCUUUGCACCUCUCAAUACUAGUUCAAACAUCAUUGCACCACAGCAGCCGCAACUGCCUCCUCCUGAUCUUUUGAUGCAAACAUCAACUUGUGGCUCGACAUGGGGUGCUGCACUGGGUGGUACUGUAUCUGCCAGCUUGCAGGUAGGGUCAUCGACCAUGGUGCCUGCAAUGGUUGAUCCAGCUCCCGGCCCCUCUGAAUCUUGCAUGGUGCAACAACAGAAUCAAGGAUUCUAUCUUUCGUUGUUGAUGCAAGAUGAUGAAAUAAUAAAUGACUUGCAAUUCUUGCAUGAUGAGGGUGGUUCCAGUGCUCUUUAG